UGAGUGAGUAACUCAGCUGGGUGAGUAAAAAUUCUACUACUCGACUCGUGAGUACCCAGUGCGCAGCCUAGUUAUGAGUGCUAGGUCAUGUGACCUUAUUUGGCCGGUGACCAUGUUCUUGCUUCACUUUGGCCAUUCUCUUUUCAAACUCUACCAAUCCAAACAGGCUUCAAAAUUAUGAUCCACAGCUUCGUGACCAAUAUCGCCGCAAUGAACGUUACGAUGAACGCCGCUCCAGCCAGAGCAACAACUCCCCUCCUGGCCUCCACUCGGCGAAUUUUCGGGCUGCUGCCCGGAAAGCAUCACUUGAUACCGGAAAGAAACGCAAGCGCACCAUGACCUACCAUGACGAUUUUCAGGAAGGACCAAUGCGCAAAGCCAUCUCCCGCCGAUAUGCAGAAGUACUGGAUGAGCUUGAAGGAGAUCAUGAGAUGCUGCGCGGAAGGGAGCCAGAGGACUUCUGGGAUGAGAUCACUGAACGGCUGGACUUGGAAACACGCAUAAUGGUGCUCAGUUUCAUGCGUCACGAUGUAGAAGGAGCAAAAGAUCGGAUACUCGCAGAACUUCUCCCAGACACGCAACCAUAGUCGAAGGCGCUCGGAAUUGCACGGGGUAUGAUCAUGAACAAGACCAAGGAUUGGAAAAGCAAGUUGAUCCGGCGGGUUACAGGCCAUGUUCGAACUGUCCUUGCCGCAGACGCAGCAGCUGAUGAAUUACUAAACGGAUGCACAUCGCUGAAGGCCCUCGUUGAGGUCUUCCGGAAGAGAUUUACAAAGGAUAAUUUCUUCGAAGUGUUUUUCUUUGUAGACGGGUAUCUCGACUUCGACAAAACUGCACAGCUUGGGCAGUACUACUGCCGGGAGCUGUACGCUCAUUUCUGUGGUCAUGGCAAACUCCUUGUGGACUGGGAGAAUUCAAAGGACCGGGUCGUUGAAGAUCCGCGUUCGCAGCGCGCCUUUAUGAAGAUGAUGAUGCGUUUCCCGUUGAGUGAGCACUUUGACGGCCUCUCUCGUGCAGAGUUCAAACUGACAGGUUUGAAAACGUCAGCAAACCGCGAGAAGAUGGUCCCGAAGACAUCAGAUUUGGCUGUGGGUGUGGAAUGUUUCUUUGCUUCAGAUGUAGCGCCACCUCCAGUUGAUUCUACGGUUCUACCAACUGCUGCCUCCGCUGAAACAGAAGCACCACCACCUGCCCCAACAUCUGUUCUGCCUCAUGCGCAGACAUCGACGGCAACAAAGACUGCCUCUCGUGGCACUGGCAGCAAGCAUCGCCAGAAGAGGCGACACUGAUGUGGAUUUUCUGGCUUGCAUCACAUCAACGACAUAUACGCAUUACGAUUUGGCUUGAAAUUGGGGGCUUCUUUUGGGAUGGCUGUUGAGCUGGCUGUGCUUGGUGAUCCUGGGUCAACGGAUUGAGGCUUUUAUAUUUGCUUGGCUG
Pseudogymnoascus destructans is the source of this 1437-nucleotide messenger RNA. RefSeq lists its product as uncharacterized. Bases 615 to 1289 code for a protein of 224 amino acids. The record is from RefSeq and is a predicted model, not a curated record. The transcript is spliced from 4 exons. Lineage: Eukaryota; Fungi; Ascomycota; Leotiomycetes; Thelebolales; Thelebolaceae.